Lachancea sp. 'fantastica' is the source of this 2589-nucleotide messenger RNA. The record is from the annotation of a GenBank genome assembly. Lineage: Eukaryota; Fungi; Ascomycota; Saccharomycetes; Saccharomycetales; Saccharomycetaceae.
AUGAAGCUGGAUAUCAAAAAAGCGUUCGCAAAUCGUUCGGACCGUGUCAAGGGCAUCGAUUUCCAUCCAACGGAACCAUGGGUUUUGACCACACUUUACUCAGGUAGAGUUGAAAUCUGGAAUUUCGAAACGCAGACUGAGGUCAAAUCUAUCGCUGUCACUGACACUCCAGUCAGAGCUGGUCGCUUUAUUGCGAGAAAGAACUGGAUUGUGGUGGGCUCUGAUGACUUCAAGAUCAGAGUGUUCAAUUACAACACAGGUGAAAAAGUAGCAGACUUCGAGGCUCAUCCUGAUUACAUUCGUUCUUUGGCGGUACAUCCAACGAGACCUUAUGUUUUGUCUGGUUCUGACGACACUACGAUCAGAUUCUGGAAUUGGGAAAAAAACUGGUCCUUGGAACAGACCUUCGAAGGCCACCAACAUUUCGUCAUGAGUGUGGCGUUCAAUCCCAAAGAUCCCAGCACAUUUGCAUCGGCAAGUCAGGAUCUCACCAUCAAAGUGUGGUCUCUUGGUCAAGCAACCGCUAAUUUCACUCUUAAUGCACACGAAACCAGAGGUGUCAACUACGUCGAUUAUUAUCCAUUGCAAGACAAACCCUACUUGAUUACAAGUUCAGAUGACCGCACAGCAAAAAUCUGGGACUACCAGACCAAAUCUUGCGUCGCAACGUUGGAGGGACACAUGGCAAACGUGUCUUUCGCAGUUUUCCAUCCCUCACUUCCAAUUAUCGUCACUGGCUCUGAAGAUAGUACUCUGAAAAUAUGGAAUUCGAACACAUACAAGUUAGAAAAGACUUUGAAUCUCGGGUUGGAAAGAAGUUGGUGUAUUGCUUCGCAUCCUACCGGAAAACGCAAUCUCAUUGCUUCCGGUUUUGAUAGCGGCUUUACCGUUCUGUCCCUCGGUAACGACGAGCCAAAACUUUCUCUGGAUCCUGUCGGAAAGCUUGUAUGGUGUGGCGGCAAAAAUGCUUCUGCGACUGAUGUCUUCACUGCUGCUAUUAGAGGUGUCGAAGUGACCCUAGACGGGGAGCCCAUACCUCUACAAACCAAGGAACUGGGUACAAUUGAUGUUUUCCCUCAGUCUCUACAGCACUCCCCAAAUGGUAGAUUUGUAACGGUUGUUGGAGAUGGAGAGUACAUUGUUUACACAGCAUUGGCCUGGAGAAACAAAGCUUUCGGAAAGUGUCACGACUUUGUGUGGGGUCCUGACUCCAAUAGCUAUGCAUUGAUAGAUGAAACAGGGCGAGUCAAAUUCUACAAAAACUUCAAAGAAACUACUUCAUGGUCGGUACCAUUGGAUUUUGGAAUUGAGAAGCUGUUUUCGGGCGCUUUUCUUGGAGUCAAAGCCGAUGGAUUUGUCUACUUUUUCGAUUGGGAAUCAGGUUCCCUUGUCAGAAGGAUCGAUGUUGACGCGCGCGACAUCGUCUGGUCUGACAAUGGGGAGCUUGUAAUGAUCAUCAACAACACAGACGAAAAUAACACAGAGGAGAGCUCCGCAUAUGUUCUUGACUUCAACAGGGAAAUUUUUGAGAACUUUUUGGCCAGCGAGGAGGACGUUCCUGAGGAUGGCGUAGAAGGGGCGUUUGAAGUUUUGUAUGAAGUGGGCGAUACCAUCAGUUCGGGAAAAUGGGUUGGUGAUGUUUUCAUCUACACUACGUCCACUAAUAGACUCAACUACUUUGUUGGGGGUAAAUCUUACAAUCUCGCUCAUUUCGAUAAAGAGAUGUACAUGCUAGGUUAUCUUCCAAGAGACAACAAGGUUUACUUGGCUGAUCACGAUAUCCAUGUCUACAGCUAUGAAAUUUCUAUUGAGGUGCUCGAGUUUCAGACACUAGUACUAAGAGGUGACUUAGACGAAGCUAAAACCAACGUGCUACCCAACAUUCAGGGUAAAGAGAACUUGCUCAAAAUAGCCAGGUUUUUGGAAGGUCAAGACUAUCAAGAAGAAGCUUUCGAAAUUAGUCCUGAUAGCGAUCAAAAAUUUGAUUUGGCACUGAAGCUAGGUAAGCUUUCAUUUGCCCAAACUAUAGUGAAAGAAAACGAGAAUGAAUUCAAGUGGAGGCAACUAGGUGACAAGGCCUUAGAGCGCUUCGAGUUCAAGCUAGCGUUGGAGUCAUACGAAAAGGCGUCUGAUCUCGAAUCCCUAUUCUUGCUCUAUUCAUCGUUCAACAAUAAGAACGCCUUGAUAGAGCUAGGAAAAAAAGCACAAAGAGUAGGUAAGUACAACCUGGCAUUCAACUCUUACUGGGUUGCUGGAGACGUUGACGGAGCAAGGGAGCUUCUGGCGACUAAUGGGAGAUAUUCCGAAGCUGCCAUCUUAUCCAAAACUUACAGUAAUGAUGUCGACGGCACCAACGGACUAGUGUCCAAAUGGAAAGAAGCUUUGUCUGCUGCUGGAAAAUCUACAAUAGCAUCCAGAAUUCUGAAAGUAUCGAAUGGCGAGAAGGGUGCUAAGGACGAAGCUCUUGUCGAUCUUGAAACGGAAGAGGAAGAGGCGGCUGACACUCCUGAAGAAACUCCAUCUUCCACCACAGACGCUGAGCAACCCAAGGCUGCGGAUGAGGCCAAGGAUGGGGGUGAAGACCAAUAG